AUAACAAUGGCUAUAAAGAAAAGAAUGUGACAUGAAAUGCCCAUUGGUUGUCUCAUUACCAAUCUUGUUCUGACCCCCAUCCCACCUGUAAUGACGCGUCUCACGGAUUCCCAUGUCCAUGACAGAUGUUCUAGAACCAGCGCGUUCUGUCCAGAACGGCGCGCAUUGUUGUCAGAUGUUUACCUCACGACAAGCUAACGGCAGAUCGACUAUUCUAAACAGAGGGUGCUAACUAGUACUACCUGUUACGUACCCGUUCUUGCCUCUGUGUCAGUUUAAAGACUGUCUGACGUUGUUCUCGUGUGUAAGAAGAGACAUGUCUCCCUCGAAAGUUGAGUUACAGCCACGCCCCUCAGACGACGACCAGCCCCCGGUGGUGCCAGGAGAGAUGGCGGGGGCGGAUGAACACCCGGACCACGGGGCACACCACGUCCACUUUGGCAGGACGGACCGCACGGAGUUCAGCGUGACAGCCCCGGCACACUCCGAGGGAGCUGCACCUGGUCAGCACCAUGGCCAGGAACAGUGUAACAACAGCAGUAACAGCGGCGGGAGUAACAGCAACAGCAGCGGAGGUGCCAGGGCGCCACGGAGUAUCCUCAGGAAGGAAGAGCACACCUUUGACCACGACUCCGGGUCUGACUUGGAUAUACCAUUACCAGAGCAUCUCUCACAAAGGCGCCGGUCACUGCGCCUGUCUAGAUCUCCCACACACUUGUACCACGGACACAGGCGCCACACCUCCACACCGACCUCCUCUCGCGGCUCCCUUUGUGACGAGGAGUACUUCGCACAACUCAGUCAGGGCAGGCGGAAAUCUAUCACAGCCCAGCACAGGCGCGAGAGUGGUGCCAGCACGACAGCCAGCAGCUAUGUUAGUCUCGUGUCGGAUUACGAGUGGUACUCGAAGCUGACAGACAGCCAGAUGGCAGCAGCAAGGGAGACCCUGCAUCUGCUGGAGACGACUGCACCAGGCAACCUAGACUUAGAUCAGCUGUACAACACACUGAAGCCCCUGGACGCAGGUGUGACCAGACAGGAGGUGGACCACGUGCUACAGUUCCUCGGUACAGACGCUGACCGUCUGGAGUUCGGGGAGUUUCUGUACGCACUGGCUAACAUUGUGGACGAAGAAGCCGAUCUCGAGCCCACAGAAAAGUCUAGUCGCGUCAAUGUCUACAAGCACCGCCAGGGUGUGCUGUACACCGCCAUCGCUGCCCUGUCCAUGAGGGAGGCUGCGAAGUCGCUUGGCGACAUCGAACGGUACUACAGCAUGAAGCGCAGAUUGGCACCAGAGGUUCUCUCUCACUUCACGGCCGGUGCCCGGCUGAUCGGCCUGACAGAGCGACAACUUACACGCCACAUGGCCCGUCUACACAAGGCAUUCAAGCUCACUGAUGAAGAGAGAGAAUCGCCAUACGCUAAGCCACUCCCAUUUGUCGCAUCUGCGCCCCCAAAGAAGCUUCAGCCAAGCGCGGGACCCAAGAUAGCAUGGGGGGCUAAGAAGCAGGGUGAGCGGGUUGGUAAAGCAAGUCCGGCAGUUCCUGUCGAUGGGACGUCUCCAGCUAGCAGCCGUCCGAGAACUGCACCUGCCACUACUACUCGGCAGAGGGCGCGCGUGUCUUCAGGUCGCGCUGUAUCAGCCAAGUCGCCCCGCAAACCAAACGUAUCCCACCGUCUCCAUCGGGCCAACCACGUACCGCUGCCGGCCAUGCUGUCCUCCGAGAUCGUCACCUUCGACGACCUGUCCGACAUGCGGAAAAAGGCGUCUACGGAGAUUGAGCGGUACUACCAGGACCUGCGCAGGUUCGCUGUGGAAAAGGCUAAAAACUUCAGCCAGAAGCUCGUGGUUGAAGAUAUCCCAGACCAGCUGCAGGGCAACUAUCACCAGGUGACCCAGGCCUACCUACCUCAGCGGGAGAACCAAGUCUUCGUCAUCGCACCCUGGAUCAACACCCGCAACAGCCUCUUCAUUAGGUGCCAUGGAGCGUCCAGGCCGCGCAGCCCCUUCACGUAAAGACCCUGGUACACACUGUUGGUGGUCACAGAGAUAGACAAUUCUAUGCUUAAGUUUAAGUGAUAAGUUGGCAGCACAAGUUAUAUGAAGGAUUUGUCACAGUGUAAUAAAGUAUUUUCGGUUUGAA
Messenger RNA from Branchiostoma floridae (Florida lancelet), 2144 nucleotides. RefSeq lists its product as uncharacterized. The coding region runs from base 317 to 2017 and encodes 566 amino acids. Gene Ontology annotation, molecular function: calcium ion binding. The transcript has 9 exons. The record is from RefSeq and is a predicted model, not a curated record. Lineage: Eukaryota; Metazoa; Chordata; Leptocardii; Amphioxiformes; Branchiostomatidae.